Lotus japonicus is the source of this 1427-nucleotide messenger RNA. RefSeq names its product dof zinc finger protein DOF5.1-like. NCBI's taxonomy places the organism in Eukaryota, Viridiplantae, Streptophyta, Magnoliopsida, Fabales, Fabaceae. The record is from RefSeq and is a predicted model, not a curated record. Gene Ontology annotation, molecular function: DNA-binding transcription factor activity; DNA binding. The coding region runs from base 197 to 1324 and encodes 375 amino acids. Gene Ontology annotation, biological process: regulation of DNA-templated transcription. The transcript is spliced from 2 exons.
CUUUAUUUUUGCUGGUUCUCAUUUCCACCUUGCAACAACAACCUUCCUUAGCUUCUUCCUUUGUUGCUUUCUCUCCUCUAGCUAUCUGCAACUUGGUAGCAACACACACACUUCACCUUCUCUCUCUACCUUGUUGAUGUGAUUCUCUCCACCACUAUCAAACCUUUACAGAAAGAGAAAGCUCCAAGAGAGAACCAUGGUUUUUACUUCCAUACCAGCAGCUUAUCUUGAUGCAUCCAACUGGCAGCAACAGCAACCAAAUCAUCAACCAGGAAACAACAAUUCCACCUCUCAGCACCUGCUCCCUCCUCCGCCUCCCCCUCCACUGCCACCCCAUGGAGCCGGCGCCAUCAGGCCGGGAUCGAUGUCAGACAGAGCCAGGAUGGCCAACGUGCCUAUGCCGGACACCGCGCUGAAGUGUCCGCGCUGCGAGUCCACCAACACAAAAUUCUGCUAUUUCAACAACUAUAGCCUCUCUCAGCCCCGUCACUUCUGCAAGACUUGCAGAAGGUACUGGACUAGAGGCGGUGCCUUGAGGAAUGUCCCGGUCGGCGGGGGCUGCCGGAGGAACAAGAGAAGCAAAGGAGGCAGCAGCAGCAACAGCGCCGGCAAGUCCCCGGCCAGCUCGGACUGCCAGACCGGGAGUGGUUGUUCCACCAAUUCAGUUUCCUCCAACAGUGGCCCUUCUGCUGCUGAUAUCUUAGGCCUUGGACCUCAGAUUCCACCAAUGAGGUUCAUGGCUCCAUUGCAUCAUCAUCAGUUCUCAGAGUUUGGAGCUGGUGGUGGUGGUGAUAUGGGGUUAAACUAUGGUCUCAGUUACAACCCCAUUUCAGGUGGUCCAAUAGGAGGAGUAGGGGAGUUGAGUUUCCAGAUAGGAGGUGCUAAUUUAGGUGGUGGUGGUGGCGGCAGUGGUGGUGGUGGCGGUUGUGGUUCAAUCUUAUCUGGUUUGGACCAAUGGCGUAGUGUGCCACAAACUCAGCAGUUUCCCUUCUUGGCUGGUCUGGAAGGUUCACCGGUUGGUUUGUACCACCACCCUUUUGAAGGCGGCAGUGUUCAUCAUCAUGAGGUAAUUGGAUAUGGCUCCGGUGGUGGUCAUAGUCUGAGUAAUUUAAGGCCAAAGAUUUCAACUUCUGGGUUGAUGACUCAGCUUGCUUCAGUGAAAAUGGAAGAUAGUAGGGAACUUAAUUUGCCAAGCCAGUUCUUAGGGACCAAUAAUUCUGCAAGUGAACAAUAUUGGAGUACUACUACUGCUGGUACUAAUUCUGCAGCUUGGACUGAUAUUUCUGGUUUUAGCUCUUCUUCUACAACUAGCAACCAAAUGUAGAGUUUUUUAGAUCCGGGUACUUUUGGUUAGUGUGGCUUCAAUUUCUUUAACCUACCAAGAACACAAAUUUUAGUCCAAUUCCUAUAUAUGAGUGCUUUGAGGA